AUGACCGAUCCCGACAGCUCCUAUCGCCCGCGUUCUCCAGACUUCACGUCUCUCCAACCCUUCCCCGACUCCUUCAGCAACACCUACCAGCCCCAACCUCCAUAUCUCGCAAGUCCACACGGCCAACGCGCCUCUUACGACGCCUCGCCGUUCUUUAACUCGGGCUACCAGCCGCCCGUUCCCGCCGCCAGCAGCCGCAUCCCACAGCAGUACGUCCAGCCAACGCUGCCCCAGGACUACAGCUUCGACAUGGCCCGACGCAGCGCUCGUCUGUCUGCGGGAGCCCAGCCUCCCGCCGUCGCCCCUCACGAGACCAUCAUGUUCGACCACCCUGUCUCUCCGCUACCCCCCGCGCCCAUCGAAGAGCCCAAACAGACCAAGCCGUGGGACGGAGUAGAGGUGAAAACCAAGUUCCCCGUGGCCCGCAUCAAGCGCAUCAUGCAGGCCGAUGAGGAGGUCGGAAAGGUAGCCCAGGUUACUCCCAUUGCCGUCUCCAAAGCGCUCGAGCUUUUCAUGAUCUCACUUGUCACCAAGGCUGCCCAAGAGGCCAAAGAUCGAAACUCCAAGCGCGUGACGGCGGCCCACUUGAAACAAGCUGUUGGCAAGGACGAGGUGCUCGACUUUUUAGCCGACAUCUGCUCCAAAGUGCCCGAUCAUUCGAAGAAGAACGACGAAGACGGGAGCGAUCACAACGAAGGCAAACGGAAGUCCGGUGGAAGACGAAAAAAGGACCUGGACAGUGACGACUUUUGA
Molecule: messenger RNA, 753 nt
Organism: Talaromyces rugulosus
Lineage: Eukaryota; Fungi; Ascomycota; Eurotiomycetes; Eurotiales; Trichocomaceae
Exons: 2
Coding region: 1-753 (250 amino acids)
Biological process (GO): negative regulation of transcription by RNA polymerase II; transcription by RNA polymerase II; positive regulation of transcription by RNA polymerase II
Cellular component (GO): negative cofactor 2 complex; nucleus
Molecular function (GO): core promoter sequence-specific DNA binding; protein heterodimerization activity; transcription corepressor activity
Source: RefSeq, a predicted model, not a curated record